This is a messenger RNA of Tribolium madens (black flour beetle), 1768 nucleotides long. Its product is annotated as ubiquilin-1-like. Gene Ontology annotation, biological process: ubiquitin-dependent protein catabolic process. The coding region runs from base 129 to 1661 and encodes 510 amino acids. Lineage: Eukaryota; Metazoa; Arthropoda; Insecta; Coleoptera; Tenebrionidae. Gene Ontology annotation, molecular function: polyubiquitin modification-dependent protein binding. The record is from RefSeq and is a predicted model, not a curated record. The transcript is spliced from 2 exons. Gene Ontology annotation, cellular component: cytosol.
CACUAAAUUUCCCCUAGGCCUAGUUUUUAAAUUGUCGUGAGACAUGUGUCAAAAUAAGAAUACAGAAACAACUCAUUUGAGAAUUUUGUAAAUCUUACGAAAGCAGCGAAUUUUUCGUAGUGAUUAUCAUGGCUGAUGAAAGUAUUUCGGCUCCGGUCAAUACCGGGGAAGCUAGUCAAGAACCUGAAACAGGGGAAGCAAACGUCAAAAAAAUCAGCAUCACUGUGAAAUCGCAAAAGCAGAAGGAAGUAAUCGAAGUUGAGGAAACAGCGGAUGUUAAAACGUUCAAGGAAUUGGUUUCUGAGAAGUUUAAUGCGGAGAUUGAUCGUCUGAAUCUGAUUUUUGCCGGAAAAAUCCUCAAAGAUGGGGACACUUUAUCGCAGCAUAAUAUAAGAGAUGGAUUGACUGUUUACUUGGUGGUUAAAGCAGCCCCGGCGCCGGAUUCUACUUCCACUCGGCCGCCAGGUGAUGGAGCGCAGCCCCAGUCUAAUUUUAAUCCAUUUGGGGGUUUAGUAGGUUUAAGUUCAAUGGGGAUGAAUUCCACCAAUUUGGUUGAAAUACAGCAACGUUUGCAAAGAGAGAUCCAAAACAACCCAGCGAUUCUUCAAUCGUAUCUAGACAAUCCCCUCACUCAAAGUUUGAUGAACAACCCUGAGCACAUGAGGACUCUAAUAACCAGCAACCCCCAGAUGCAGGAGUUACUAGAACGCAACCCAGAAAUCGGCCAUAUGCUCAAUAAUCCUGAGCUACUGAGACAAACAAUGGAGUUGGCGCGGAACCCAUCUUUGUACCAGGAAUUACUGAGAAGCAACGACCGUGCAAUGGCGAAUUUGGAGAGCAUUCCAGGGGGAUUCAACGCCCUCCAACAGAUGUACAGAGACAUACAAGAACCCAUGUUGACAAGUCUCAGCGAGCAAUUCACUCAGAACCCCUUUUCGGGCCUUUCUGAGAGCAACAGUGCAACCAACCAACCAGACCAAAACACCCGGUCCAUCCCCAACCCUUGGACAAGCCAACCAAACUCUGACUCUCAAAACCGAUCCAUGGCCAGUGUCAUGCAACAAAUGCUGGAAAAUUCCGAUUUGAUGCAAAACAUGCUCUCGGCCCCCUACAUGCAGUCCCUGUUGGCAGCCCUGAGCGCCGACCCCGCCAUGGCUAACACGCUCCUCUCUGAGAACCCCCUUCUCGCGGGGAAUCCCGCCCUCCAGGAGCAGAUUCGCAACAUGAUGCCCCAAUUCUUACAACAGUUGCAAAACCCCAACAUGCAGAAUAUGUUGUCCAAUCCACAGGCCCUCAACGCGAUUAUGCAAAUCCAGCAAGGAAUGGAGACCUUGAGACAGACAGCCCCGAAUUUGCUCAAUCCGGCUAAUGUCACACCUGAGACUGUCACUAGUACUACUACUAGUCCCAGUGAGAGCACACCCAGGGCUACCCCCACGACAGCGCCCCCAAGUGACAAUUUCUCCGAGUUUAUGGCGCGGAUGGUGGCUGGGAUGGCCAAUCAGAGGGAGAAUUUGCCCCCAGAGCAGCGGUAUCAAGCCCAGUUGGAGCAGUUAACAUCCAUGGGAUUUACUAAUCGCGAGGCAAAUUUGCAAGCGCUAAUUGCGACGUUUGGAGAUGUCUCGGCAGCGAUUGAGAGAUUGUUGCUUUCAGAUACGUGAAAGGAUUUCUGCAUUUGGGAUGGAUGAUUUAGUCAAAUUUUGUGUUAUUUGAUUAUCUGCAUUAUAUUUAAUAUGAACUUUUUAAUAAAUGCACCCUUAGGCCGAUA